Molecule: messenger RNA, 498 nt
Organism: Haemonchus placei
Lineage: Eukaryota; Metazoa; Nematoda; Chromadorea; Rhabditida; Trichostrongylidae
Source: the annotation of a GenBank genome assembly
AUGCGUUGCUUGAUCCUCUUCCCGGUUUUUUCUAUUACCUAUGUGUUUUCGGCUCAGAUGGAAACGGUCAUCCCGGAUAAGUUCUUUGGCCGAUUCGUUCUUGAACGAAGCGAGAAUUUCGACGAAUUUCUUGCAGCCAAAGGUGUGAAUUGGUUCGUGAGGAAGAUGAUUCAGUUCGCCAGUGUUACGAAAGUCAUCUCGAAAAACGAAAACUCUGGGUACAACUUGGAUAACUUGACAUCAAAGAAAAAUACCCUCUACCAUGGCUGGAAGUUGGGUGAAACAUUCGAAGCAGACGGUAUGGACGACGUUCGGCACAAUAUCACGUUCAACUUCGAGAACGAUACCCUCACCGAGAAACAUGUACGACUGAAUGAUCCAAAUGACAAGGGAGAAACGUAUUACUAUAAUAUCGAUGCUGACGACAAGCUUGUUCUGGUGAUUUUACUUUUCACAUCUAUUUUUUCUCGUUCUUUCGAUUCGGUUAAGAAUUUCUAA